Molecule: messenger RNA, 382 nt
Organism: Lolium rigidum
Lineage: Eukaryota; Viridiplantae; Streptophyta; Magnoliopsida; Poales; Poaceae
Product: arabinogalactan protein 1-like
Exons: 1
Coding region: 1-375 (124 amino acids)
Source: RefSeq, a predicted model, not a curated record
AUGGGUCGCUUCGCCGUGGUCGCCGCGAUCGUCGCCCUCCUGGCCGUCACCGCCGCCGCACAGGGCCCCAUGCCGGCGCCCAGGGUGGCCCCGCUCCCCGCGCCCCCGGCGAAGUCCCCGGCCACCGCCCCUGCACCGGUCGCCACUCCGCCAACCGCCGCGUCGCCCUCGCCGAUGGCCUCUCCCCCGGCCCCGCCAAUGGAGACCCCGACCGAAGCUCCCUCCGCGGCGACCCCCUCCGCAAUGACGCCCUCCGCUGUCUCUGCCACACCGGCCGGCGCCCCAGCCGACGCCCCCGCCAGCUCCGCCGUCUACACGUCGACCGUCAGCUUCGUCGCCGUCGCCGCCGCGGUCGCCACCGCCAUCGUGUUCUAGAUGGAGC